Trichomonas vaginalis G3 is the source of this 1314-nucleotide messenger RNA. RefSeq names its product ankyrin repeat protein family. The record is from RefSeq and is a predicted model, not a curated record. Lineage: Eukaryota; Parabasalia; Trichomonadida; Trichomonadidae. Gene Ontology annotation, molecular function: protein binding. Bases 1 to 1314 code for a protein of 437 amino acids. The transcript has a single exon.
AUGAAUCUGGAUUUCGAAUACAUUGCCGCUCAUAUCAGCGACUACAUUAAGAAUGAAAACUUCUUCGAUACUUUUGAGAUCGGAGAUAUCAAAACAAUCAUGAAAUAUUCACAAUUGACAGCUGAUCAGUACGUUACUCUUCUCAAACAAUCUUCAUCAACUAUUGAUGCUAAAGCAUUAUAUGUAUGUACACGAAAAACAAAUGUUACUAUCCAAAAUGUCGAAGAAAUUGUUUCAAUUCUGAAUUCUCUCAAAAAAUACAUGAAAUUCAAUAUAUUUGAUGGAAUUAUUGAUGUCUUAAAUCAAAGGGAGAAAAUAAUAAGUGAUUUUACGACGGCAAUUAACAGAUUUCAAAAUCAAAGUCAAACUAAUGAAAAUAACAAUCAUUCAAGAGAUAUUUUGACUAAAAUCGCUGAACUUAAGAACUCUAAUGAUUUUGAUUCCGUUUACAAAUUCUUUGAUGAACUUUCAGAGCAAGGAAAUCAGGAAAUGAUGUUAAAAUCAUAUGAAGAAGAACUUUGGAAAAAGACUAUGCCUAAAAAAGAUGAUGCUAAAUCUGAGAAGAAUGUAUUUCAUGCAGCAUGUGAGAAAGGAAAUCUCAAACUUGUUAAAUCACUUAUUGAAUGUGGUUGUGAUAAAGAAGCAAAUGAUAAUAAUUAUGGAAAUACUCCGCUCAUUUGGGCAUCAGGUAAUGGCAAUCUUGAAGUUGUAAAAUAUCUUAUCUCUAUUGGAGCUAAUAAAGAAGCAAGGGAUAAAGAUGGAAAUGCACCACUCAGUUGGGCAUCAGGUUAUAAUCAUCUUGAAGUUGUUAAAUAUCUUAUCUCUAUCGGAUCUAAUAAAGAAACAAGGGAUAAAAAUGGAAUGACUCCACUCGGUUGGGCAUCAAGAAGUGGUCAUCUUGAAGUUGUUAAAUAUCUUAUCUCUGAAGGACUAGAUAAAGAGGAAAAGGAUAAUAUUGGAUCUACUCCACUCAUAAAAGCAUCAUUCGGUGGUGCACUUGAAGUUGUUAAAUAUCUUGUCUCUAUUGGAGCUAAUAAAGAAGCAAAGGAUAAUAUAGGAUCUACUCCACUCAUAGAAGCAUCAUUCUAUGGUCAUCUUGAAGUUGUUAAAUAUCUUGUCUCUAUUGGAGCUAAUAAAGAAGCAAAGGAUAAAUAUGGAUGGACUCCACUCAUAAAAGCAUCAGCUAUUGGUCAUCUUGAAAUUGCUAAAUAUCUUAUAUCUGUUGGAGCCGAUAAGGAAGCAAAGACAAAUGAUGGACGAACUGCCUUUGACGUCGCUAAAGGAUCUGUGAAAGAAUAUUUUUUGUCAAUUUGA